Messenger RNA from Musa acuminata subsp. malaccensis (wild Malaysian banana), 2711 nucleotides. Its product is annotated as MA3 DOMAIN-CONTAINING TRANSLATION REGULATORY FACTOR 1. Gene Ontology annotation, biological process: negative regulation of DNA-templated transcription. NCBI's taxonomy places the organism in Eukaryota, Viridiplantae, Streptophyta, Magnoliopsida, Zingiberales, Musaceae. The record is from RefSeq and is a predicted model, not a curated record.
UCGCCUAAACUCCAAAUCCACUUCGCCGGCGAGAUCGGACGCCUGUCGAGAUCCGAGCGGCUGGAAGAAGCGAUUCCUUCCGCGAGGGCUUCCGAUCCCAUUCGCCGCCUCCACCUCCUCUUGGCUUGACAUCUCCGAGCCAAGUCUCGGUCGCGGUACUGCCGUUUGAUCGAUCGGUCGUUUUCUCUCCCGUUUCCCGGUACUUUUUUGGCGUCUCGUGCUUGAAGUUGCGGACUGGCUGGUGGAGCGAUUGGGGGGAAAAGGAUGGCGUCGCCGAAGAAGGAGGGGUUUUUGACGGAGGAGCAGAGGGAGAUGUUGAAGAUAGCGACACAGAACGCGGAGGUGUUAUCCUCGUCGCCCAGAUCGCCCAGCAAGAUGGUGCUCCCCGAGCUCCAUAUUAAGGGGGGCGGCGGCGGCGGCGGGAGGGCUACGGCUGUUGGCGUGAGGCAUAUCCGGCGCUCGCAUUCAGGGAAGCUAGUACGAGUGAAGAAGGAUGGUGCUGGUGGCAAAGGAACAUGGGGCAAGCUCUUGGAUACUAAUCCUGUUUCACGCAUUGACCGGAAUGAUCCUAAUUAUGAUAGUGGUGAGGAACCAUAUGAACUAGUGGGUGCCACCGUUACUAACCCUAUUGAUGACUAUAAAAAAUCUGCAGCGACAAUCAUUGAGGAAUAUUUUACCACUGGUGAUGUAGAAUUGGCUGCCACAGAACUUAGAGAUCUUGGGAGUGAUGAGUACCAUCACUUGUUUGUUAAGAAACUUGUCUCCAUGGCAAUGGACCGGCAUGACAAAGAGAAAGAGAUGACAUCUGUUUUGCUAUCCGCUUUGUAUGCUGAUGUGAUAAGUUCAGGUCAGAUUAGCCAGGGAUUCUUCAUGUUACUUGAGUCUAUUGAUGACUUGGCUCUUGACAUACUUGAUGCAGUUGAUGUGCUGGCUUUGUUUAUAGCCCGUGCAGUUGUUGAUGAAAUCCUACCUCCCGCCUUUCUCAAGAAAGCAAUGAGAACACUUUCUGAAUCCUCUACGGGUCUUCAGGUUAUUCAAACCGCUGAAAAAAGCUAUCUCUCAGCUCCUCACCAUGCAGAGUUAGUUGAGCGUCGAUGGGGUGGUACCACUCAUAUCACUGUCGAAGAGGUUAAAAGGAAGAUGACAGAAUUGUUGAGGGAAUAUAACGAGCAUGGAGACACUGUAGAAGCUUGUAGGUGCAUAAGGGAGUUGGGAGUCUCUUUCUUCCAUCAUGAGGUUGUGAAACGGGCUCUGAUUCUUGCAAUGGAAAUUCAAACAUCUGAGCAUCUUAUAUUAAAGCUUUUAAGGGAAGCUUCAGAAGAAUGCUUAAUUAGUCCUAGUCAGAUGACCAGAGGUUUCUCUCGGCUUGCUGAGAGUCUUGAUGACCUGUCUCUGGAUAUUCCCACUGCAAAAUCCUUGUUUCAGACAAUAGUUCCAAAAGCGAUAUCUGACGGAUGGCUUGACCCUUCUUUCCUCAAGUCGAAAGUUUCAGAUGAGGAACACAGAGAUGAAGGUUAUGAGAAGUUGAGGAAGUACAAGGAAGAAGCUGUUAUCAUCAUACAUGAAUACUUUCUCUCUGAUGACAUACCAGAGCUUAUUAGGAGCCUUGAAGAUUUAGCUGCUCCAGAAUACAACCCUAUUUUUAUCAAGAAACUAAUAACACUUGCCAUGGACAGGAAGCACAGGGAGAAGGAGAUGGCGUCUGUUCUGCUAUCUGCACUUAGCAUGGAACUAUUCUCAGGAGAUGACAUUGUUAACGGGUUCAUAAUGCUGCUCGAGUCAGCUGAGGAUACAACAUUGGACAUAUUGGAUGCCUCAGAUGAGCUCGCACUAUUUUUAGCUAGGGCUGUAAUUGAUGAUGUCUUAGCACCGCUCAACUUGGAGGAGAUAAGCAACAAGCUGCCCUGCAUUUGCAGUGGGAGUGAAACUGUUCGCAUAGCUCGCUCACUUGUAUCUGCCCGACACUCAGGCGAGAGACUUCUGAGAUGCUGGGGCGGUGGCACUGGCUGGGCGGUGGAGGAUGCCAAGGACAAGAUAAUAAAGCUGCUGGAAGAAUACGACAGUGGAGGUGAUGUAGGAGAAGCAUGCCAGUGCAUCCGUGAUCUGGGAAUGCCUUUCUUCAACCAUGAGGUGGUAAAGAAGGCUAUAGUUAUGGCCAUGGAGAAGAAGAAGGACAGACUUUUGGAGUUGCUGCAGGAGUGUUUUGGUGAAGGGCUGAUCACCAUCAACCAAAUGACUAAAGGGCUCUCUAGGGUUAGAGAUGGUCUUGAUGAUUUGGCUCUGGACAUCCCCGACGCAGAACAAAAGUUCCUGCUGUAUGUGGAGCAUGCAAGGAGGCACGGUUGGCUCCUCGCAUCCUUUUAGGCAAUUCCUCCGUUGGUGGUUGAAGAAGGCGGCAGUUUCCCAUUCUCCGUUGAUUUUAGUGUCUGUAAUAUGUGGGAUUGAAAUCCGACGCUUCUCUCUCCUCUUCGAAUACUUAGCAUCUUUGUUCAGAGUAGCAUAAGGGUUGGUUUUUGGUUUCGGUUUAGCAUUUUUAUUCUUGAUAGAGAUAUAUGUGUGUGUGUGUGUGUGGGAUUAGUUGUGGACAAUGUUAUUAUGGUGGUAGCGGUAUUGCCAUGGACGAGGAAUGAGUCCUUCAUAUGUAAAAUUUGGCACUAAACUGAUCUAUUGGGUCGGUAUAAGGAGGACAAUGUUAGUCCUCCUUUAUUCUU